Python bivittatus (Burmese python) is the source of this 5457-nucleotide messenger RNA. RefSeq names its product URB2 ribosome biogenesis homolog (gene URB2). Gene Ontology annotation, biological process: ribosome biogenesis. The record is from RefSeq and is a predicted model, not a curated record. Gene Ontology annotation, cellular component: nucleolus. NCBI's taxonomy places the organism in Eukaryota, Metazoa, Chordata, Lepidosauria, Squamata, Pythonidae.
AGAGCACGAGGAGGUGCCGGAAGGAGAAGCACGUGCGUGGAGCAUCUGGGCAGCUCGUGGGAAGAGAAGGCGUCCCGCCUGCCGUGUACGUCGCGGGACGGAGGAAGCCUGCCGGAGUGUCCGGCGGACGGUGCAACUGCGUGCCGGCCAUCAGAGUAGCCUUGAAGCUCUGAUGGACUACAGUCCUCCGCUUUCGCACUAACGCAACUGUUGCCUGAGCUAUGGGUGGACUGUGGAAGUGAAGCCAAGUCUCUUUACCGUAUUUCGGUCAUCGACCAGCAAGGGACUCUGGAAGCUGUGAUCUGGCAGGGCGGCAAGUUCUGGAAGGCAGCUAGAAACCGAUCUUGUGUAGGCUGAUUUGUGCUACUUCCAUGGCUGCAAUUUACUCUGGUAUUCAUCUGAAGCUGAAAAGCCCAAAGACAUCUUGGGAGGACAAACUCAAGUUGGCUCGGUUUGCAUGGAUUUCUCAUCAAUGUUUCCUUCCAAACAAAGAACAAGUCUUACUUGACUGGGUGAGUCAUAGCCUGGUUUCUUGCUACAAUAAGAAACUUGAAUUGCCAGAUGAAAUAGUUGAGAAGCUUUGGAUGUACCUGGACAGCAUCAUUCACAGCAAAAAGCUACAGAAUCUCUUCAAGGAUGGAAAAACAGUCACUCUGCGUUUUACAAUUGCCCAGGUCAUAAAUGAAAAGCUUUCUCUUGCUUACUCUCAAAAAACACUGAAGAACGUCAGUGCAGUGCUAAGUUGUUGUAGUGGCAUCCUUUCCAAACCUCCUCUUUCAAUAGUUUAUACUGCAAAAUUUGAACUGCUGGUACAUCUUCUAAGUAAGUUGUCCUGGCUAACCUGUUGGCAGUUAUCGUCAGAAGAUGCUGUAUCCUCCCAGUUGUUUGAAGUCCUUCAACUGAGCCUCAGGCAGUACCUUCUAAUUCAGCGGCAGCAACCCAAUGCAAAUCGAGUAUUUGGUCAGGUGAUCCAACAACUGCUUCAGCCAUGCCUAUUGCUUAGGUACUUGCUAACAAUUAAAGUAUGGACAGAAGCAGAUGACAAUCGCCUUCGUACACAUCUGAGCAAGGAAGUCCGAAAUCAUGUAGAGACUUUGCUCAAGACUGGUAUUUUCCAACAGGAGCUCUUGUCAUCCUACAGAGAAGAGCUGUUGCCAGAAAAGGAAACUGUCAGCACAAAGAAAGGAGGCUUGAAAAAUCUGCUGCUACCGGCCAGCACAAUCCAGGCUUCUUUAGGAGACACUGCCUUUUGCGAGCAAGCUCUUCAUGGAAAAGUGGUAGCACAUUCUGUGCCUUUGCUCUUCAAGAUUUUUUUAGAGAUUUAUAAUAAGCCCGGAGACCAUUUGGUCUGCUUUCACAUGCUUACCAAGCUUUUUGGUUGCUUACGGAUUUCUUGCCUGCAAGGGAAUCUUUGGGACAACCAGCUUCCAGCAUCAGAAUGGAGCUCAGAGCUGCUCGCAGUGGAGCAGCUUCUCAAUUUGGUGCUGAGCAGUAAUAUUUAUAAUGUUGCUGCCGAUCGGAUUCGGCACAAGGAGGUCCAGUUCCACUUUUACCGCCGGUUAGCACAGUUGCUGAUGAGUCAUUCACAGGCCACCAUACCUGCCUGGUUUAGAUGUCUCAAGGCCUUGAUUUCAUUAAAUCAUUUGAUUGUGGAUCCUGACUUGGAUGACUUAGUGGCCUUGGCUUGGAUUGACGCAGAAGUCUCUGAGCCGCGUACAAAGAAGGCUCAGACGGCACUUGUUAGCACUCUCUUCUCCACUUACACCAAAUUGCGCCAGUUCCAAAAUCUCUUCCAAGAAGUUUUAUCAGUCAUUUUACGUCCUGCUGCAGAAGAGUCAAGACUCCCACUUUUGCCAGCCGGUAUCAGGGCCAAGCUGUGUGAGUGUCUUCUUGAUCUGCCAUCCAGUCAAGUGCUGGACAUAGUAGCUCUCAGUAUGGAAAAAUGUCAGACUUUUGUCAUUCCUCAUGUCAAGGGGGAUUCCGACAUGGCCUUGAAGCUUCUGUCCAUAAGCAGAUUGCUGUAUUCUAUUCUCUUUCACAUGAAGAGUUUAGAUGAUUCCACUCCAUUGUCUGUUGUGAAUCGCACUCAAAGCCUACUGGAGACAAUGCAAAAAAAUGUCAUCCAAGUUUUAUUUGACCUGCUGAAAGAUUCUGAGGCAGAAGGGGCAGAACUUGAGCUUUGGACAGAGAAGGUCAGUAACUCAGCCCUUCUUCUUGCUUGUGUGUGGGUAGAAAGUGAUACUCUUUUUGCCUUAAAUUGCAAGAAGUACGGCUCUCCAUUAACUCAGGUAAACCCUUUGCUUCAUGCUUCUUCUGAAGGAAACUGGGACUUCUCAGCCAUAUUUCCUGGUCUAGAUGCAGAAUGCUGGGGGAAAAUAGAUCAGCUGGUGAAACGUUCCUCCUCAAUGAGCAGCUACUGUACUGAAUGGCUGGUGCUUCAAAGAAUGAAGAAGAUGCUAAUGUAUACCAGCUCUUGGACAGAGGCAUCAUAUCAGACUUUGCAGACUGCUGGGGCCUUCAUCCUUCAAUCUGGAAGAGCUUACACGGACGAAGAAGAAUCAGAACCCUGGGAUGGCAGUGCAAGUAGUAUAACGACUCUUACGUAUCCAGUGGCACAUUGGCACCUGGUAGUCUCAAAUCUUCCUGUCCUGUUUCCCUAUCUUUCUGAGAAGGAUACAGAAUAUACUGCAGAGAUGCUACUGAAAACACUAUUGGUUAAGCAAACCCAGGCAGCUUUUGCUGAUGAGGACGAUUCCUUACUCACAGUGGAGAAGGUGUCUAAGGAUUUAUUGCACAGUUCUCUUCUUCCAGAACUGCAGAUGCUACACUGUUUUUUCCUAAGCCAUAUAAUUCAGCACUGUGCUAGUGUUCUCUCAUCUACAUUUCCAGACAUUGCCAGUCAGCCUCUUCAGCUACUGUGUGCAGGAGACGUUCCAUGGUGCGAAGCUGUCCCUUCUGGUCAUGCGGCCAGCAUAAGGUCUAGCAAUGACUUUUCAGCCUCCUGGGCAGUUUUGGAAAAAGUUGCUCUCAAUAUACUGUCAUUAGUGAAAGACAGAUCUUAUGCUACCUUGGAAGAAGAGCAUAUCAAAGAGCUCUUGGGUGUACUAGAGAUCAUUUCAGCAUUGAAUGUCGACAGCUUCUUUCCUUUGGACUUCACACGGUGCUUUCUUUUGUUGAUUUCUUUGACUGUUAAUACCAGAGCAAGCAUUUCUUGCAACAAAGCCUUAUCUUUGAAGUUCUUGGCAACCUGCUUCCAUCUUCUAGCAUGCCUACAGGCUGGCAGACAUGCAAACUCAUCCUUCAAGGUUCUGUAUGCCAGUGAUGUUCUCGAAGCUGUCCUCACCUCUUUGUUUGCAAUCUGUAAGACCUUUGGCAGUGUCUUGAAGAUUGCUGCUUGGGACGAAUUUCUUCAUGAGCUCCAAGUCUUUUUGGAACAAUAUCUUCAGGUAACUCUAGAAAGGAGGCAGAGUGUGAAACUGAACCUGGAAAAGUUCCUGUCUUUCAUAACAAUUUGUCAACCAUGUUCAACAAGUUCUGGACAGUCUGAGCAUUGGAGCCCUGCAGCUGACCAGGUUCUUCUAGUGGCACUAAUUGCAUUGUGUCACAUUCUGGCUACAUAUCUGCAGCAGCAGCAGCAUGGAAAACCACAGGCUUCAGGAAUGCUACCUAUUUUUCUUAAACAGGCCAUGUUACAAACAGGAGCAACUAUCAAGUUCUGUCUUAGAAACAACACAAAAGGCCAGCCAUUACCUUUGGCAUUUAUACCACAUAUUACUACUCUUCUAAGAGCAGAUUCAUCUUGCUUUCAGUGUAUGGUUCUUGCAGCUGAUGAGAAUGAACUAGAGGGUCUGAUGCAACCAAGCAAAAACUGGCAACUUUUUCACAGUGAACUGUAUCAAAGUUUUUGUGAUCAAAUAUUGAGAGAACUUGACUUGGCAGAUGGCAACCCCGAGUUCCUUCACUCUGCUUUGCAGUUUUUAACUGUUUUCUGUUCCAUGCCAGAACUGUAUCCGCCACACAUCACUUCUAUUGCCAUAUUUAAUUCUGUCAGAAAACUACUUGCAGGUCCCGAAAUCAAAGGCCAGUUGAUCCAAGAUCUAGAUGUGCCCUUGACCAAACUGAUUGCCCAGCUGGUGGAGAAUAGUACCACUGAUGACUUUUGUACCAUGUUGAGGCUGCUGAUUGAGGGACUGAAUGUUUGCAACCUUUGGAAACAAACUCCUGAAAUAGUAUUAUCAGCUGUUACCUUACUGAAAGUGCUACUCGGCUGCCCUCUAAGUGGAGAGAAAGAGAAAGUUUUCUGGUUUUCUAGUCCCCAGAUAAUCACUGCUUUAGCUAUGCAAAUCAAAGAGGCUUCUCAAGAUCCGGUCCUGCUCCCUGUUCUUGUUGUGCCUAUACUGGAAGCAGCAGCUUUUCUCCUAAGAUACGGAGAAGGGAUUCUCUCCAACCCACAUCACGUUACUCUUGUUUUUAACAUCCUUCUGACUGUCCCUCUUGACCAGAGGGUGUAUAAUAGCAUCUUCCUGGGAAUCCACGAAGUGCUCUUUUCCACACUGCAGUGUCACCCUAAGGUGAUGCUAAAAGCAGCUCCAUCUUUUCUGAACAGCUUUCAUCGAUUGGUUAUUUCUGUGAUGCAUGAAGGGAGACAAAAAGGAGACAGAGGGACCACAGAUGAAUUUGAAGCUAUACUGAAGUGUGCCCAGUUGGUGGAGCGGAUGUAUAGUUAUAUUGCUGCAAAAACAGAAGACUUCACUGUGCUGUCAGCCUUCAUUGUAGCCCAAUAUGUGAUCGAACUGCAGAAGGUGACUUUGCAUCCGACUGUAAAGAAACAUCUAACGGAAGGGAUCUAUCAUAUCAUAGAUCUCUGCAAGGAACGCGACAUCAAAUUCUUAAAUGUCUCUCUACCAGCGGGGGUGAGAGAAGUUUUCAAGGAGCUCUAUCACGAUUAUACUCAUUAUCACAAAGCUUUAAAGCAAGGAGAUGAAAAGUACAAAGCAUGAACUAAUUAUUCUUUUGAGAUCUGGGGGAAAAGUCUCCACCUGGAUGGGAUGAACACCUACUUUUCUUCUGUAUGAAGUCACUUGAUUUGGAAUGAGAAAGCCAUGUGCCUUGAAGCAAGCGUGUGUGGUGUUUUUCCUCUGCCUUGGUGACUUGAGCAAACCUCUGCUUUUCCAGGGUUGCAAGCAAACAUUUCUGAAGGAAAUUGUAUUAAAUACUGUAUAUUGCAAGGACCCCUGCGAGUUCGCUAAAGAAAAAAUAAAUUUAUUAAUGGCCCAAAAUUUUGAGGUAUGAAUAAGCACCAUUUUUUGCCUUUUUGAAGUAAGGGAUAAUGGGUUCAAAACUUUUCUCUUGUUGAGAUAGGACUGUUAUUUUUAUAUUUAGACUGAACAGGUUUUGUAUUAUACAUGUAACAUAUUAAUAACUAUUAAAUCUAAAUAGUAAUUAUUUUUUUUAAAA